Messenger RNA from Asparagus officinalis (garden asparagus), 825 nucleotides. RefSeq lists its product as uncharacterized. The coding region runs from base 1 to 825 and encodes 274 amino acids. Gene Ontology annotation, molecular function: protein dimerization activity. The record is from RefSeq and is a predicted model, not a curated record. The transcript has 2 exons. Lineage: Eukaryota; Viridiplantae; Streptophyta; Magnoliopsida; Asparagales; Asparagaceae.
AUGGAGGAUGGGUUUCCUUCCCAACGAGCCGAUGCAACAUCUGUUUAUGAUGAAAUGACUUCGUUUGAUUUUGUGUUUAUCUUGCAUCUAAUGAGCGAGAUUAUGGGCAUCACAGAUUUUCUUUGCCAGAAUUUACAAAGUAAGUCUCAAGACAUUUCGAAUGCAAUGGAGCUUGUGUCAUCUAUAAAAAGAUUACUACAAGAGUUAAGGGAUGACAAGUGUGAUAAUUUGCUUGAAAAAGUAAAGUCUUUUUGUGUGGCUCGUAACAUUAAUAUUCCUAAUUUUAGUGCUCAGUAUGUUGAUAGGCGGCGUCGAGCUCGUGGUCAUCAAGACAUAACCAUUGGACAUCAUUAUCGAGUAGACUUCUUUUAUGCCGCGAUCGAUUCACAAAUGCAAGAAAUUAAUGUGCGUUUUAGUGAAGAUGCGACGGAGUUGCUUAUGCUUAGUUCUGUCUUAAAUCCUCAAAAUGCAUCAGAGGCUUUGAGAAUACUAGAUAUAUGCAAAUUGGUUGACAAGUUUUAUGCACAAGAUUUUACAAGUGAAGAAAAAGAGAGCUUGAAGAUGCAACUAAAACAUUAUGAGCAUAAUGUAGUCAAAGGAGUGAUUGUGCCUGUGCUUACUCUUCCAGUUUCUACUGCUACUUCAGAACGAUCAUUCUCAGCUAUGAAUAUCGUCAAGACUAGGCUUCGAAGCAAAAUGGAGGAUCCUUUCCUCUUAGACGCAUUAAUGGUGUUUAUUGAAAGAGAAAUUGCUAAAAGUCUGAGCAUUGAUGUUAUCAUUGAAGACUUUGAAAAUUUUAAGGAACGUCGAAUUCCUUUUAGUUAG